Messenger RNA from Tarenaya hassleriana, 1531 nucleotides. RefSeq names its product probable isoaspartyl peptidase/L-asparaginase 3. Gene Ontology annotation, biological process: protein deglycosylation. Gene Ontology annotation, molecular function: N4-(beta-N-acetylglucosaminyl)-L-asparaginase activity. The record is from RefSeq and is a predicted model, not a curated record. The transcript is spliced from 7 exons. Lineage: Eukaryota; Viridiplantae; Streptophyta; Magnoliopsida; Brassicales; Cleomaceae. Bases 530 to 1306 code for a protein of 258 amino acids.
CCAGCAUAAAAUAAAAGUUGCAGAACAGGAAAAAAAAAAGGGACCAGAAGUUGCAAAAUAUUUGAUCGUAUUGCGUUGUUAUGAGAAUAUGAUCUUAGAAAUCACGUUACCCUAAUAAUAAUGGCAAGUUUGAGUAUUCUCUCCCCCCGAACUGAUAGGAAUCAAGUCGCAGCGCCGAUAGUGUUGACCUUCCGGAGAUACCUUCCAUGGCCGAACGCGAUCCUUCGACUUCUGCUUUUGUCGUCCUUUUCUCGUCCCUGCUGCUUCUGACGGUAGUAGUAGGGGAGGAAGUCGGCAAAUCUGGGAGGUUCCCACUUGUGGUGAGUACUUGGCCUUUUGUGGAAGCCGUUCGAGCUGCUUGGAGAGCAGCGGAUAACGGGCUCUCUUCCAUUGAUGCUGUUGUCGAAGGUUGUUCUGCCUGUGAAGAACUCCGCUGUGACGGUACAGUGGGACCUGGAGGAAGCCCGGAUGAGCAUGGAGAAACCACGAUUGAUGCCUUAGUCAUGGACGGGGACAUCAAUAGGUGACUAUGGAGGUUGGAGCUGUUGCUGCAAUGAGGUACGUAAAAGAUGGUAUCAGAGCAGCGAGGCUGGUGAUGAAAUACUCACGACACACAUUGCUUGUUGGUGAAUGGGCCUCGGCCUUCGCCAUCUCCAUGGGUCUUCCUGGACCCGUGAAUCUCAGCUCCUCGGAAUCCAUAAAGAAAUGGUCAGACUGGAAAGAGAAUUACUGCCAACCCAAUUUCAGGAAGAACGUAAUCCCCGAAAAUGACUGUGGACCUUACAAACCAAAACAUGAUACCGAGGUAGCUAUCAAAGGCACACUCACGGAAUCAUGUGAGACAGGGAAGAUUGAGUAUAGAUCUUCUCUGAUUGGCCAUCACAAUCACGACACCAUAUCGAUGAUUGUCAUUGACAAAACGGGGCGUAUAGCCGUAGGGACAUCAACAAACGGAGCCACGUAUAAGAUUCCUGGAAGAGUGGGCGAUGGGCCCAUUGCGGGUUCAUCAGCCUAUGCGGAUGAUGAAGUGGGCGGAUGUGGUGCGACUGGAGAUGGCGACAUCAUGAUGCGCUUCCUCCCAUGUUACCAAGUUGUGGAGAGUAUGAGACUGGGAAUGGAACCUGAACGUGCGGCUAAGGACGCGAUCUCGAGAAUUACCAGAAAGUUCCCCGAUUUCGUGGGGGCCGUCGUGGCUGUGAACAAGAAUGGUUCGCAUGCCGGUGCUUGCCACGGGUGGACAUUUCAGUACUCUGUCCGAGAUCCCGACAUGGACGAUGUUCAAGUCUUCACUGUUCUUCCAUCGUGAAAAAAAGGGUAAAACUCCUCUAGUAAAAAUCUCUCUGAAACAUCAUAUCUCCAUGAAUGAAGCAAGCUGCUGUGUCUGGUUAUUACAUUAUUAAGUCAGAUACCUUGUCAUUGCAUUGCUGUUAUGUCUGUCGAUGAGAAACGACGUGGAGUUGAUGCCUUGAAAUACAGAACGGCGUCUCGUUUCGUACUCCCUAAGUAGUAUGUAUCAUAAAUAGUUUUUAUA